This is a messenger RNA of Trichophyton verrucosum HKI 0517, 2859 nucleotides long. RefSeq lists its product as uncharacterized. The record is from RefSeq and is a predicted model, not a curated record. The annotation marks the transcript as partial. Gene Ontology annotation, biological process: ubiquitin-dependent protein catabolic process; protein ubiquitination. Gene Ontology annotation, molecular function: ubiquitin protein ligase activity. NCBI's taxonomy places the organism in Eukaryota, Fungi, Ascomycota, Eurotiomycetes, Onygenales, Arthrodermataceae. The transcript is spliced from 2 exons.
AAUACGACCUUCGCAAUGGCUGCGGACAAAGAUGCCCUCGCUACGGACGCUAUGAGUAAAGCUAUCAACAGUACCGAGACGUGGCACGCCUUUCUACCUUCAGAGCCUCGAGACAUCCUUCUAUUACCGUUUCGCGUUGUCUAUCAUGCGGAGGUGUUUAUAAUUACAUUACCGCGUCAACUUAUCCGCUUUGUUGGCCUGGAUGUUGCAUUUUCCUCGGCCCUAGACGGCUUCGCUCGGGUUUUUGGUAUCGGAGGCGGAGAUGUGGCCGGUGAUGAUGCUGCGGCUGCGGCAGCCGUUAUUGCUGCUAUGACUGGUACCAGUGCGAACGGAGCACUCUCAGGCGAUGCUGCAGCAGGCUCUGCUGCUUCGACGGAGGCCGCCUCCGGGUUCAGCAUGGGAGGCUUCAUACCUUCGCUGAAGAAAUUUGGAGGAUUCUUCAACUACAUGACUACAAGGUGGUCCCUGGCAUGUUUUGUAGUGUGGCAUACAACCCUUAUUCUCCGUAUUAUCCCAAUCGUCCUGUUUGCUACACAGAUUCUAAAGCUCCUCCGCGCCAUUCGCUGCCAGACUUCCCCACAAUACUCUAUAUUCCGGUAUGACCAACCAGGGAAACAAUCAAGGCUAGACUAUGCUGGUGAAGGAGGAUUUUUAUAUCACCUAAGUUCGUCUUUAUUGCAAUGGGAGGCGGAGCAGUCAUCAUGCAGCGCAACUUUUACGUCCCCAGGACCUGGUGUCACGUAUGGCUCAUUUUCUCUCCUGUGGCCGGCAUUUCUCCGACUGUGUUUUGGCCAUUUCAUUGAUACAUUAUCUGCCGCACUUCAAGGGAAACCUCUUGCUACGGAGGGCGGUAUGUCCAUAUUUGAACUUUCCCUUGCAUUUGCAGAGGCGGAGAUCCAAAUUGUUCGAUCAGUUGGAUUAGAAUUCCUCGGAAUCACCAAAUCUACAGCCAGCGUGUCAGUCGAGGGUGCCGCCACUGGGGAUGGAGCAUCGACCGUUCCAUUAUUCUCAAAAGAACGUGUCCUAGAACGACUUAACGUCACUCCCGAACUGCUAGUUAUUGCGCUGCUAGCAUGCUGCAAUAGUCUAGCGACGAACCUUUUAGACGUCUUUGGAAAACAGAGCCAGUAUCGGCUCAUCAACACCACUGUAUGGGGACUAUCAUUCAUGGGAUUCAUGGUCUGGAGUUUCCUCAGAUCAUAUCUAGACGGCAAUCACGCUGGCCUAUUGAAUUUUCCCACAGUCUGUAUCGUGGGAUUUGUUCCUCAUCUUCUCAUGUUACUAGGCAUAUUGACGUGCCUAGCAAUAUACACUAUUGCCCUUCUUUUGACAGCGUACUCUCUUCCAUCCAACCUUCCGCGUCCCAACUCAUUUCGUGAGCGCCUUGCUAUUGCCCAUGGUAACAUGCAAAGUUCCACCCAGAUCCAGAAUACCCGGUUCCAGAUGCAUGAUGAUUUCUAUGCCACUCUUGUUAGGGUAGGGUAUGCCGCCUUAUCCGCUGCUAGUGACGCGGUUUUUCUAAACGAAGGGAAGAGUGUAAAAGUACGCAAAAUGACAUGGUUGGAAGAGGAUAGGCUUGCAGAGUUUACAUCUCGAAGGGAUCAAAGCAGCCAGGAAUGCCUUCCGCGGGGCGAUGACGUCCAACUUGAUGAGAACUUUGACUUCGCUAUUCCUAAUCACCCAAGACAAUGGGAAAGUGGGUAUGGCAAAGAGAAAAAGCUUGAAAGGACGCAAUCCAGCUCUCAGGCAAUGAAGAAACAAUCUGGAUUGGGGAAUGUAGGAGCAUUUCGGGGGCCAACUAGGUGUUAUCAUGGCUUUGCAUUUUUCAAAGCAAUUUUCUAUAUGCUGGCAGGAUGGUGGGCGUUUGGGCUGGUAAGACUAUUGGACCACUUUAAGCUACCACUAAAACCACAAUGGCUGGUGCAUCUUGCGGGCGUUCGACAACAGUCUAGCAGUACAAAUGAAGUGGCAAUCCGCCCACCGCUAGAUUUCUGGAUUUUGACGGAUGAAGGCGUCCUGGAGCUGCCGGAAACAGACGACUUCGACGUGGAAAAGGAAAUGAGAAAAAGGGAGAUGAUGGUUAGCGAGUCAUGGGGCGAAUCGCAGGAGGAGCAUCUCGACAACAAACUUUACAACUGGUGGAAGGUUGGUGGCUCCUGGGGAAAUCAAGAUAUGACGGAGGAUUAUUCUCCCCCGCCCCAGGACUGGGAUACAACAAGUGUAGCAUCUACAUCAACAGCUGAAGAAACCGAAUGGGAGUCCUGCGACUCUGAUGGCCGACGGACGCCAACCCCCAGCAACCCCUUCCCGGGUUUAUCGAGAGUGCCAGAGGAGAGGAUUGACAUGACAUCCUUAGCGCGCCUGCUUGACCCCAAGGAUAUGGAGACCAGAGAUGAGGCCCGCAUAUUAUCUGCGCACAUCCUAGCUUCAAGCGAAGGCAAGAUAAUGACACGGCGCCGUUUCCGACAACAGUUGGAUGUAGAGCGCGCGAGAAUCCUGACUUCAUCGAAUGCAUGUUGGCCAGCAGAGAGCCGGCGGUCAAGCCGUCCUACGAUGGAAGAGGAAUUGGAAAUCUUGGAGAACCUGAUUCUUGAACGAAGGCAAGGCACUAGCCAAAAUAAUAUUCCCCCUCUCACGUCAGAAAACUCGCAGACUUGGGCUACCGGCGCCUCGGGCCUCGGGCCAGAUGGACCGCAAUGUGUCAUAUGUCAGGCCUCCCCAAGAGCUAUCAUAACAUGGCCAUGUCGCUGUCUUUGCAUAUGCGAAGAUUGCAGGAUAAGUCUUGCCAUGAAUAAUUUCAGCAGCUGUGUGACAUGCCGUCAAGAAGUCACUGGUUUUGUCCGUCUAUGGGUUCCGUAG